Molecule: messenger RNA, 2029 nt
Organism: Lepisosteus oculatus (spotted gar)
Lineage: Eukaryota; Metazoa; Chordata; Actinopteri; Semionotiformes; Lepisosteidae
Source: RefSeq, a predicted model, not a curated record
UAAGCUUGGGUUGCGGGGUGUCGAAUCUGCUAUCUUGUACUUACGCUCAGGAAACGUGAGUUGUGCAAGCGAUAAUUAUGGCUGAAGUCAAUAAAGGAAAAGCAACGAAGGAGCAGAAAUACGACCGACAGCUCAGACUGUGGGGAGAUCAUGGUCAGGAAGCACUGGAAAACGCACAUGUGUGUCUGAUCAAUGCCACCGCAUCAGGGACAGAAAUACUGAAGAAUCUGGUGCUGCCAGGUAAGUGCUAAAUGGAUGGGUGUUUUACUUGCAAAGAAGAAAAAAUACUGCUUUAUUUUUCUGUUAUAGAAAAUUGUCAAAUUGAAUAGACUGUUGUGGGCUCAAAUCGGGCCCAGGCAUCCACAGAGCUAUUGCAGGAGCUGAACAGUGACGUUUCUGGGAAUUUUGUGGAGGAGUCUCCAGAACAACUCCUAGACAACAAUCCUGAGUUUUUCCAUAGAUUUAGCUUGGUAAUUGGUGUCCAGUUACAAGAAAGUACGACUUUACGAUUAGGGGCUGUUCUGUGGAAUGCUGGAGUUCCUUUUCUGGUCUGCAGGACCUAUGGGUUCAUUGGGUACAUGAGGCUUGUGGUGAAAGAACAUUCAGUUGUAGAAUCUCAUCCAGAUAACACUCUAGAGGACUUGAGGUUGGACUGUCCAUUUCCUGAACUCAAAAAGCAUAUUGAGUGCCAUGACCUGGAUAACAUGGACAGAAAGGACCAUAGUCAUACUCCUUGGAUCAUUGUGGUUGCCAAGUAUCUGGAAAAUUGGUGCAGUGAGCACAAUUCCCAGCCACCCAAGAAUUACAAGGAAAAGGAAGCAUUCAGAGAACUCAUCCGCCAAGGGAUCCGCAAGAAAGAGAACGGGUCUCCUGAGGAUGAAGAGAACUUUGAUGAAGCAAUUAAAAAUGUCAAUACAGCCCUGAACGCGACAAAGAUCUCGAGUACAGUAGAGGAUAUCUUUAAUGAUGAGCAGUGCAAGAACAUUACAUCACAGAGUCCUUCGUUCUGGAUGAUGGCGCGGGCUGUCAAGGAGUUUGUGGAGAAGGAAGGUGGAGGAAGCCUUCCGGUCCGUGGCACCAUCCCUGACAUGAUUGCCGAUUCUGACAAGUUCAUCAGCCUUCAGAACGUCUACCGAGAGAAGGCAAAACAGGAUGCUGCUGCAGUCUCGAAACAUGUAGCCUUUCUGCUGCAGUCAGUUGGAAAGUGCUCUGAAAGCAUUUCUGAGCAGGACAUCAGACUUUUCUGUAAAAAUGCAGCAUUCCUAAGAAUUGUACGGUGCAGGUCACUGGCUGAGGAGUACAGUGUUGAAUCUUUUAAUAAAGAUGAAAUCACAUCUUGUAUGGACAAUCCAGACAGCGAAAUGGUGCUGUACCUCAUGCUACGUGCUGUUGAUCGCUUCUAUCAGCAACACUCCCGAUAUCCAGGUGUUUAUAAUUACCAAGUUGAAGAAGAUAUUGGCAAGUUGAAGUCUUGUGUCAACAGCCUUCUUCAAGAAUAUGGCCUGAAUGUAAAUGUGAAAGAUGAUUACAUUCAUGAAUUCUGUCGCUGUGGUGCUGCAGAACCACACACAGUUGCUUCAUUCCUGGGAGGAUGUGCUGCUCAGGAGGCGAUCAAAACAAUAACACACCAGUUCGUACCUUUCAACAACACCUUUAUCUACAAUGCAAUGUCACAGACGUCUGCCACUUUCCAGCUAUAAAGGAAAACUACAUUUCAGUGUUGUAUAUGUUAUUUAACCCAUUGUAAAAUAUUAGAAUGUGUUAUCUGUUUCUAAAAAAGGAAAAUAAAUUAUCAUUGAUGAUUGGCUGGUUUGCUGUUCGGUGGUUUUUUGCCGUGUUGACGAACGCUUUUUUAUAUUUUUGAAAAUCGGCAGUUGAGCAGCUAAUGGAUUUCUCUACGGAGGAGGAAAACUUGCAAUGAUGAUAUAUGGAUGGUGUAUUUUCAAGAGGUAAACUACAGUACAUGGACCAAUCAUAAGGAGUCCAAUGCAUUCUGUCAGCUGUAAAUAAACGAAACGGAUUGAACCAA